UGUAAACUGAUCAGUGAGCAAACAAUAUAUGGAUUUUCUUCACAGUCGGUGAGCUUGCUCUAAACGGCUCUGUUUCGUGGGUCCCUGCCCUGUUGUGUUGUUUUUUUCUUCUUUCGGACCAGAGGGUAGGUACUUUGUCAGGUUACCGGGAGCGAGAUACAGAGGAGGGACAGCCAUGAGGACCAGUACUUGUGGGACAGUGAUGCUGGUGUGUGCCACCAUUCUGGGGCCCAUCACCAUCGUCUUUCUAGCAGUUUCGUUUGCGACAGACCACUGGCUGGAAUUUAAGGUGGACCCCGGUUACACGCGAUCGUCGUCGGAUAGGGACCGGGUGUCCCACACCCGACACAGAGGGAUAUUCCGGGAAUGUUACCCCGGGAACGACACAGCAUUUUUACUGACGGCCAAGGAUGUAGUUGACAACUACUGUUUCAACAUCGACUAUGAGGUUCCCGAGUCCAGCACCAUCACACUCAGUACUGAGUUCAUGGCCAGAAUCCAUCUCUCCCGUUGUUUCCUGGCCUUCUACGUGGUGGCGCUAGUGGUUUUCCUGCUAGCAUUCAUAUUUGGUCUGGUCGUAUGCUGCUGGAGAAGGUCUAAAUGGGCGUACAUCGCCGGCCUGUGCGCCUACAUUGCAGCAUUUGCGACUGCGGCGGCCAUCGCUUUUUUCCAUGGAGCAGAGUACCUCGAGAGGAACAAGAUUGAAGAUACCACGGAAUUCUACUCCAAGUGGACUGCAGGUUUGCAAAACGCUACAACUCGAUCUUACGGCUGGUCGUACGUCCUGGGAUGGGUCGGCAUGAUCCUCGCCGCACUCUCUGCAACGUUUUACUCGGUGGCUGGAUGCUACAUUGGAGGAGAGCGUUAUGAUGACAAAGAAUAUCUCGACAAAAGGCGGGAAUACAUGGAGACGCAGAUGGGACCCGACUACUAUUACGGCAGACCCUACCCACAACCCGCUAUGAUCGGACCCUAUGUUUAUGACAUGGAAACAAGACGUCAGCUGCCGGCCAUCGGAUACGGAGACCCGUAUGUUUCAUGGAGCUAAAAAGUAAACGUCCUAGGCAUCUCAAAACCUUCAAUAUGUUCCUAACGUUAUAAUUAUAGUAAAGGAAUGGAUUUUGACAUAUUACUUGCUUGUUUGUGUAAAAGACACAAGGACUUGAAUGGUUGGAACUCUCUACUGCCAGGUGUAUGAAAGAGAACAAUAGGCUAUCGAAGAAAAAUACAUUCCAUCUUGAUGCUUUCAUAAGUUUUGAAAGGGAAAUACGCACUAAAGAUUCACUCCAUGAUUUUUUUUAAAGUCGAAGAUAUCAUUGGGAAGAUUGAAAUUUUAUUAAUUGUUGGAUCAAAGAUUGUAGAAUUUAACAAUUACUUGUUUAGGUAUAGUUGAUAUAACUUCAUCACGAAACAUUUGAUAACCAUUGUACAUUUGUACGAAAGAGCGCAUUGUAUGAGAAGUAAUCUUUGUGUAUUUCAUGUGUUGUUACAUGUAUAUGAUAUUUGAAAAGAUCUUUUUGCUUUAUAUCCUAUCGAUUGGAGUCGUUUAUAAAUUUAUAUAUAUAUAGACAUUUGUAUGUGUAUAUAUAUGAUAUUAUGAAUCUACAUUACAAUGUAUCAUUCACAUAUAUUACAAAACAUAUCUUUCUAAAGUAUUGUGAAACGUUCAAAUUGAAUAUUAUAUUAUUUUCACAAUAUUA
Magallana angulata is the source of this 1700-nucleotide messenger RNA. RefSeq names its product transmembrane protein 178B-like. The record is from RefSeq and is a predicted model, not a curated record. NCBI's taxonomy places the organism in Eukaryota, Metazoa, Mollusca, Bivalvia, Ostreida, Ostreidae. The transcript is spliced from 5 exons. The coding region runs from base 176 to 1048 and encodes 290 amino acids. Gene Ontology annotation, cellular component: membrane.